UCUCAAGGGGCCUGUGUUUCAUGGUCAUCUCAGGCAGGGGGCUGCAAAGUUCAUUAAAUGAGGCUGAUCUUAUCUCUCUACUAGUUCUGUUCAAAAUAGCCUUGAUACGAUGAAGGAUUUAUGUUACCCCCACUUCAAAUAAAAAGUACUGAGGGAUGGAUUUCAUUGCUGCCCUGUCACACUGUAGAAGCCAGGGCUGCAGUUGCAAUAUUCAUCACUGGUUUGUGUCACACAGAGGAUUUAUUGCAGGAAGAAUCCAUCUCCAAGAAAAUGAAUAGUCAAUAUGUGCGCUUUGAAGUGUUUGGAUGUGAAACUGAGGAACUAACAGAUUUCUGGGAAAAGACAAUUGAAAAACAAACUAAGCAUCUGCAAAUUGAAAAAGAACGUCAACAGAGAAGUGCUCUGCCAAAACUCAGAACUGAAUGGAAGGAGAGGCUGGAAAAAAGGAUACAGAUGAUGAAGACUCAAAAUGAAGAGCCGGCUAGUUGAAGGCUUCUUACACAUUUGGGAAAAGAAGGAAAAAUGUUUUGCAGAAGAAAACCGUAGUGUACCCAAUUUAUUUUUAUUUACAAGCUUUGAUGAGAUUUAUUUUACAGCACCAUCAUCAUGUAGGGAGUUCAUAUGUGAAACCUUGACUACUGCUGAUGAGACCUAUUCUCUAUGUGAACCCCUCAUUCAGUGAGGAGAGAAUAAAUGUGUAUGGAUCCUAAAUUGUGGUUCCCUGAUGCAGACAACUGCCUGGAAAAGGAAUUUAGUAUCAUUUUAACUAAAUGCUCAUUGAAAUAGUCUUCUGUAUAUUUUACUAAAUACGCCUUAGGUUUCUAUACAUACUGAUAUUAUA
This is a messenger RNA of Caretta caretta (loggerhead turtle), 841 nucleotides long. RefSeq names its product protein FAM240B-like. NCBI's taxonomy places the organism in Eukaryota, Metazoa, Chordata, Testudines, Cheloniidae. The record is from RefSeq and is a predicted model, not a curated record.